UCUCCUUGUUCGAAUUUGAUCCCUCUCUUAAAAUCUUCAUCACAAAAAUAAACCAUAAAACAUCAUCGUAUACAUCACCUCGUAACCGUCAAAAACAAAACACAUUUAGUAACACUAAUUCAGACAAGUUCCGUUGUCCCACUAACUCGCCUGAGUCAACUCGCUCCUCCCCCAAUUCGUUAUGCUAACUCGCUGCCUCGGCGCCCGGCGGCUCCGUCAGAUCCGCCGCGCCUUCCGCCACGGCGCCGUCACGUUCCUCUGCUUAUUCCUCACCGUCAUCGUCCUCCGCGGCACCAUUGGCGCCGGCAAGUUUGGAACCCCUCAACAAGACUUCGACAAUCUCCGUCACCACCUCAACUCUCACCGCCGCGUCCUCGAAGAACAACACUCAGAAAAAACCACCACCACCAGCAACAACUACGCCACCUUCGAUAUCUCCACGAUCCUCGUCGACGAGCCACCCAGCAAGGACGAAAUAACCCGCGAUCCAAAGGCGCCAUACACAUUAGGUCCCAGAAUCACCAAUUGGGACCAACAGCGCAAAAGGUGGCUCCAACAGAACCCUAAUUUCCCAAAUUUUAUCGCUCCGAACAAACCUCGCGUCCUUCUCGUAACAGGUUCGUCUCCAAAACCGUGCGAGAAUCCCGUCGGUGACCACUACCUUCUGAAAUCCAUUAAGAACAAAAUCGAUUAUUGCAGGCUCCACGGGAUCGAAAUCUUCUACAACAUGGCGCUAUUUGAUGCAGAAAUGGCAGGGUUUUGGGCCAAGCUUCCGUUGAUUCGGAAGCUGCUCUUGUCGCACCCUGAGGUCGAGUUUCUAUGGUGGAUGGAUAGUGACGCCAUGUUCACGGAUAUGGCGUUCGAGGUUCCGUGGGAGAGGUACAAAGAUCACAACUUUGUGAUGCAUGGUUGGAAUGAGAUGGUGUAUGAUGAGAAAAAUUGGAUUGGGUUGAACACUGGUAGUUUCCUUCUAAGGAAUUGUCAAUGGUCAUUGGAUAUUCUUGAUUCUUGGGCUCCAAUGGGACCAAAGGGGAAAGUUAGGGAUGAAGCUGGGAAAUUGCUAACUAGGGAGCUCAAGAACAGGCCGGUUUUCGAAGCAGACGAUCAAUCCGCAAUGGUGUAUCUACUUGCAACUGAGAGGGAUAAAUGGGGUGACAAAGUGUACCUUGAGAAUGGUUACUACUUGCAUGGCUAUUGGGGAAUUCUUGUGGAUCGUUAUGAAGAGAUGAUUGAGAAUUAUCACCCUGGUCUUGGUGAUCAUAGGUGGCCACUUGUGACACAUUUUGUUGGGUGCAAGCCUUGUGGUAAGUUUGGAGAUUACCCUGUUGAGAGGUGUUUGAGGCAGAUGGACCGUGCAUACAAUUUUGGUGAUAAUCAGAUUCUGCAGAUGUAUGGUUUCACUCAUAAGUCUCUUGCAAGUAAGAGGGUGAAGAGAGUGAGGAAUGAGAGUAGUAAUCUGAAAAUGGCUAUCAGGAAUGUUAAUCCAGUGAAUCCAAUCUAG
Molecule: messenger RNA, 1501 nt
Organism: Arachis duranensis
Lineage: Eukaryota; Viridiplantae; Streptophyta; Magnoliopsida; Fabales; Fabaceae
Product: xyloglucan 6-xylosyltransferase 2
Exons: 2
Coding region: 182-1501 (439 amino acids)
Biological process (GO): xyloglucan biosynthetic process
Cellular component (GO): membrane; trans-Golgi network; endosome
Molecular function (GO): hexosyltransferase activity; UDP-xylosyltransferase activity; xyloglucan 6-xylosyltransferase activity
Source: RefSeq, a predicted model, not a curated record